ACUUGAUUAUCCGAUGCCAUUCAACGAUUCGACAAUUUUUACCGCCUUUGUGAGCAUUUCUGUUUAAGAUUUCAUAUACCGUAAAGCGUCGCUUCGAUCAUUUCAGUGUUGGGCAUAUGACGUCCUUUUGUGCUAUCAUAAAGUGCUUCCCUUUUUUCUGUCCCUUAGUGAAGGUCAACUAAGAUAUUUGUGCUGUUUUGAGAGUUAAGUAUAGUUGUGUGGUUAUUUAGAUUGUGCAUCGUCAUUGGUUGUGCCGACUCUCCCGAAGGCCUUAAUAUGUUUGGGGUAGAGCUAGCCAUGAAGCGUGAGGCUGACGGUGAUAUGGGAUCCCCACAAAAAAGAACUCGCAGAGGUGAUGAGGAAGUACGUCUAUUAAUACCAAGCAAGGUUGCCGGUUCCAUUAUUGGUAAGGGAGGCUCAAACAUAACGAAACUCAGAAGUCAGUACAAAGCCUCCAUAACGGUCCCUGAUUGUCCGGGCCCUGAACGGAUAUUGACAUUAUCUUCGGACUUGGAUACCAUCUGUAAUAUAAUCAGCGAUGUGGUACCUAAUCUUGAGGAACAUGGAUCAGGAUCUAAAGAAUUGGACUUACGCAUGCUUAUCCACAGAAGUCAAGCAGGGUGUGUUAUAGGAAAAAGCGGUCAGAAAAUAAAAGAGAUUAGAGAGAAAACUGGAUCUCGAGUCAAGAUUUUUUCAAAUGCUGCACCACAGAGCACAGAUAGAAUUAUUCAAAUCCAAGGAUACCCAGAAAAAUGUAUCGACACUAUUCGUGAAGUUAUCACCCUUAUAAAAGGAAGUCCUAUCAAAGGUGCGGUCAACAACUAUGAUCCUCACAACUAUGACGACUUCUACGCGGACGAGUAUGGUGGUUGGGGUGGAAACCAAAAUACAGGAAAUGAUAGGCGAGGUGGUGGUGGCUUCAGCGGUGGAGGUCGCGGUGGUAGGAGUCAUGAUAUGCGAGGUGGAGGUCCUUCCAGAAUGAAUAAUCGAGGACCACCGCCAAGAAGCGGAAGAUUCAAUGAGAGAUCGUCCAGCGGCGGCCGUGAAGGAUUCAGUGGAAGAGGACGUCAAUCUUUGAAUGGAAGUGGAAACUUCAGAAGUAGCGAUAUUUGGGAAAGUCCUCUGAAUGCCCCAAUGAGUAGACCUCCUCCAGGUGGAGGAAUGUUGGGUGGUAGCCCUCUACAUAACGGACUAGGCGGUGGUGGAAUGGGAAAUGGAAAAAAUUCAACUCAAGUAACUAUUCCUAAAGACCUCGCUGGCGCAAUUAUUGGUAAAGGUGGCUGUCGCAUCAGAAAAAUCCGUCAAGACUCAGGAGCAGGAAUCACAAUUGAUGGACCACUACCAGGAUCCAAUGACCGAAUUAUUACAAUUACAGGAUCGCCAAACGAAAUUCAAAUGGCGCAGUAUCUACUACAACAAAGCGUUCACAACAAUGCUCAGGAUCGGGGAAACUACUAAGGUUCCAAUAAACAUUUGGACUCUACAAAUAACCAUGUCUACAGGAGUUUGUUUUUAGAAUACAUUCCACGAGUCAAGGUCAUUACAAUCUACGAGUUUCAUUGAUGAAUUAUUUUAUUUAUUCACUUGAAGAAAUUCUUUUUAUUUCACUUAAUCUGGAAAUAUAUAUUUUAAGAAUAUGCAUUAUUUUCAAUUAUAUUUCUUCUAUUAUCAUUCAUAAUAUAAUAUUCUUGUGAAGUACUGCAUAAACUGAAAUACCAUAGUCUCAGACAAAUAUUUUUAAUUCUAUGCUUUUUUUAGAGAAUAUGUUACAGCCUCAAUUUUUGGAACAAUUCAGUACAAAAUAAUUUCAUUGUUUCAUUGGAAGAAAAUUACCAAAUAUUUUUAUAGCAUGUAAGGAAAUAGUGCUUAUCCACAGUUUUCUAAUAGAAAAAUGAUUAUGGAAUGACACCACUUGUAUCUAUACUUCAUUUUAAUAAAUGAAAACUAUUGGAAUCUAA
Messenger RNA from Harmonia axyridis, 1958 nucleotides. It is a transcript of the gene HnRNP-K, whose product is annotated as heterogeneous nuclear ribonucleoprotein K. Gene Ontology annotation, biological process: regulation of transcription by RNA polymerase II; regulation of mRNA splicing, via spliceosome. The transcript is spliced from 11 exons. Lineage: Eukaryota; Metazoa; Arthropoda; Insecta; Coleoptera; Coccinellidae. Gene Ontology annotation, molecular function: mRNA binding. Bases 277 to 1458 code for a protein of 393 amino acids. Gene Ontology annotation, cellular component: nucleus; cytoplasm. The record is from RefSeq and is a predicted model, not a curated record.